GUGCGCAAAGCUCAAUGUCCCUGUGCCAGCAGAGACUGCGAAGGAAGUCGACACAGCCGCAAAGGAGAUCGAGGCAAAGGGCGGCGGUAGCAAGAGGCGCGGCAAGACGCCAAUGUCUGAUGCAGCUGUUGCCGCGCUGAGAGCAGCGAGAGCCCGGGAGGCGAGGCAAAACUACGCUCGUCCCCCGACACGCGACCCGUACGAGGAGUUCCGCGCGAAGCUGCGCCAGUCGGCAUGGUCGCCCAGCAGCAGCAGCCUGAGUGCAAAAAAGGCACAGCCCCAGCUGGACCGGUCGCGGGUGUUCUUUGCCCAGGACAUCGACCCGCGCUCCUACAAUCGGGUCGUCCAGACAAUCGAACGCAGGCUGCCCGAGCUGAACUACGCGCAGUGGAGCGCGCUGCCGCUGAUGGUUGUCAGCAGCUGGAAGGACUCGUUCCACGGCAGCGGAUCAAAGUAUCCUGGCUUCGUCGUGAUUCCUGCUGAUUUCUCAGUAUCCGGUAAGCCCCCAUCAUCAAACGUCACUUCCUGGCACCCAUGAUUGCGUAUGCUCAUUUGGCUAUUAUUGCUACAUAGAAUUCACUCGGUAUCUGCAAGAGAACCU
Messenger RNA from Linderina pennispora, 601 nucleotides. RefSeq lists its product as uncharacterized. The transcript has a single exon. Lineage: Eukaryota; Fungi; Kickxellomycota; Kickxellomycetes; Kickxellales; Kickxellaceae. The coding region runs from base 113 to 538 and encodes 141 amino acids. The record is from RefSeq and is a predicted model, not a curated record.